AUGGCGGGAGGCAGCGGCGAUGGCGGCGGCGGCGGCGGCCGGGCCUCGGGGCGCCGGCCGUCCAAGAGCAUCGGGCGGUCCCGGCGGGCGCGGCAGGAGCCGGCCCUGAGGGGGGAAGUGGGCCGGGGAGCCGAGGAGGCAAGGCUGGAGGAGGCGGUGAAUCGAUGGGUGCUGAAGUUCUACUUCCACGAGGCGCUGCGGGCCUUUCGGAGCGGCCGGUACGGGGACUUCAGGCAGAUCCGGGACAUCAUGCAGGCUCUGCUCGUGCGGCCCUUGGGAAAGGAGCACACGGUGUCCCGCCUGCUACGGAUCAUGCAGUGUCUGUCCCGUAUCGACGAAGGGGAGAAUUUGGACUGCUCCUUCGAUAUGGAGGCUGAACUCACGCCUCUGGAAUCCGCUAUCGUUGUGCUGGAGACGAUUAAGACAGAGUUUCCCCUGACAGAAGCUGUGGUAGAGUCCAGCCGAAAACUGGUAAAAGAAGCUGCUGUUAUUAUUUGUAUCAAAAAUAAAGAAUUUGAAAAGGCCUCAAAAAUUUUGAAAAAGCAUAUGUCCAAGGAUCCCAGUACCCAGAAACUGAGAAACGAUCUCCUGAACAUUAUCCGUGAGAGGAAUUGGGCACAUCCUGUGAUACAGAACUUCUCUUAUGAGACUUUCCAACAGAAGAUGCUGCAGUUCCUGGAGAGUCACACAGAUGAUGCAGAGCCCUUUUUGCUUACGACGGCAAAAAAAGUUUUGAAGUCUCAGUCUGCCGCAGAAGGUACUGUGACAGAAGAUAAGCACCUAGCACCAGAGCCUGUGGAAAAGCCAUCCAAAGAACCCUUUCGACAGCUUCCUGAGAGUCCAGCCACAUUUGGAAUUUCAGCUCUGAAAGGGGCUUUCAAAACCCUGUCCAGUUUUCAAGAUCCCGACGCAGCCUUCACCAAGCUGGACCAGAAAGACAUUUCAGUUCCUGAACAAACGUCGCCUUCGGCGGUCCUCAAAAACAAGCGGCAAAGAAGAGCCGAAAGCCCAUCCUCAGAGCCUACAGACAGUUCUGAACUGCAGCACAAGAAUAAACGUUUGACAAUAAGUAGAUUGGUUCUGGAGCAGGACAGCCAGAUUAGUAGUGAGCCGAGCGAGAGCCCUGAUUCCUCGCAAGAGUCCGUCGUGUCUUCCGCAUCCAAGCCUAUGGUUCUCAAGUUGCAUAACCAACCCCUAUCUGGGGAGAAGAGUCGCAAAUCGCACAAAGGCAAGUGGAACAGUUCCAAUGGGGUAGAAGAAAAGGACACGUGGAUAGAGGAGGAUGACCUUUUUCAAGUCCAGCCAGGACCAGAUGGAGAGGCCAAUAAUUCAGCCGUCAGUACCAAGAAGCAGAAAUGGACUGUCCAAGAAAGCGAAUGGGUCAGAGCCGGAGUGAUGAAGUAUGGGGAGGGCAACUGGGUCGUCAUUUCCAAAAACUUCCCUUUCGUUAACCGUACCUCCGUGAUGAUCAAGGAUCGCUGGAGGACCAUGAAGAAGCUGGGAAUGAACUGAAAAUGGCUUCCCGUCCUCAGAAAUCACUGGGGCCCGAUUAAUCACUAGCCCUUUUACAUUCUGUUGUUUCUUUUCUGAAGUUGAUCUAAGAUAACGAGAGAUCUGGGCGACCUGCUUCUUAGGGGGAGGUCUUCAGCCCCACUUCUGUGCCAUGGGAGGGGUGAUGGAAUGAAAGAAGGGGUGGGGGAAAAGAACGAACCCAGGGCGGGUGAUGGCCCAGACAGCUUUGGCGGCGGCCCGAAGCACUUCCCUUGCCUGCUCUCUUACGAUUUAAAUCUGGAGUUUCUAAUUCUAAGCUCUCGGAAGAGUAACCGGAGCCAAGUGGAACGUGCUGUGGGCAACCGCCCACCCAGCCCCGCGUACCGAACCCAGCAAUACGUAGUUACUCUCUGGAUUCGUCCUGGGUGAAGCUUUAACAGAAUGGUGCAACUUCGUCUAUUGUGAGCCAGGUGAAAUGAGACAGUCAGUGUGGAGCCAGUGUGUAUAUUUUUUUUUUUUCCUUUCAAAAUCGAUCUAAUCCGUUGUGAUCCACAUCCAGCCCCAAACCGCCUUGGCAUUUACUCGGAAUAUUUGCUGGGCUGUAGGGGCGGGUUUAAUCCCUAACUUCCAUGUGGUUGAACUGGUGUGGUUAUUUUUGUUUGUUUGUUUCAUUUCGGUUUGGUUUGGGGGGUUUUUUGUUUGUUUGGUUUUUUUGUAAAAUAGUGUUGUAGAUGACCUGAUGGUUUUUUCCCCUUCCGAAUUUUUAAAGCUUUAAAACAAUUAAUAUGGCAUUUGUCCCAUUCUUAGCUGUGAGAUGCUUUCCCCAGCUUGAUGCCCUAGUCGUGCUAUGCUUAAGUGUUGCUGUGUUGCACUGAAGUCCAUCAUUCUCUUCUCCUUUUGUACUGUAAUUUUGUGCUUGCUAUUAAAUCUUUCAGACACCCUUGAAAGUCCCCCAGGGUCUCUUUUAGAGCUUUCAGGAAAAUGACUGUUUUCUGUAAUAUUUUUAGAAUAAUCAACUCGAAUUAUCAUGUAUGAUAUUCAUUAAAGUUCUGCUCCACUCUG
This is a messenger RNA of Tachyglossus aculeatus (Australian echidna), 2553 nucleotides long. RefSeq names its product telomeric repeat binding factor 2 (gene TERF2). Bases 1 to 1512 code for a protein of 503 amino acids. NCBI's taxonomy places the organism in Eukaryota, Metazoa, Chordata, Mammalia, Monotremata, Tachyglossidae. The transcript has 10 exons. The record is from RefSeq and is a predicted model, not a curated record. Gene Ontology annotation, cellular component: chromosome, telomeric region; shelterin complex; nucleus. Gene Ontology annotation, biological process: negative regulation of telomere maintenance via recombination; protection from non-homologous end joining at telomere; telomeric D-loop disassembly. Gene Ontology annotation, molecular function: telomerase activity; double-stranded telomeric DNA binding; G-rich strand telomeric DNA binding.